Molecule: messenger RNA, 583 nt
Organism: Phanerochaete carnosa HHB-10118-sp
Lineage: Eukaryota; Fungi; Basidiomycota; Agaricomycetes; Polyporales; Phanerochaetaceae
Exons: 7
Coding region: 1-570 (189 amino acids)
Source: RefSeq, a predicted model, not a curated record
AUGUCCUCUGACUCUGCAUCCAUUGUCUCCCAGAUCACCAUCGAUAACAGUGUAUUGUUCGCGGCUUCAGUGCUUUUUGUCACCCGCAUUCCAUUGAUUGUUGCGGACUUGCUCGUCCUAGUCUUGACGUGGAUGAAGACCUACCGCCAGUACAGAGAAGCAAGAGCAUUGAACAUCAAGUCUCCGCUCACUACAUGCCUUAUCCAUGACGGCACAGUCUACUUCUUUAUUCUUCUAGCCUUGAAUGUCGCCCAGAUCCUAUCUUUAUAUGUCAAUUUCGUAGUCGCUCUCUCCAUAUUCACAAGUACAAUGCCACAAAUUCUGAUUUGCCGCUUCAUGAUGAAUUUGCGGCAACUCAACCUCGACAAAUCCACUACUCCCGAAGUCGGGACAUCUCAGCAGCUGGCUUCAUUGCACACGCUGACAUUCAAUAAUGACACAACAACGAGUUUUAUGGGGAACAUGGGAGAACCACUGGAUUACAAUCAAGAUGGCAGAGGAGACAAUGUGCAUGUCAGUGAAGAACAGCCUGAUCAUACACCGCACACCGGAGAAGAGCCAGACAUCUAAUCAGGCAUCCAAC